This is a messenger RNA of Filobasidium floriforme, 1788 nucleotides long. Its product is annotated as WD40-repeat-containing domain protein. NCBI's taxonomy places the organism in Eukaryota, Fungi, Basidiomycota, Tremellomycetes, Filobasidiales, Filobasidiaceae. Gene Ontology annotation, molecular function: protein binding. The record is from RefSeq and is a predicted model, not a curated record. The transcript is spliced from 11 exons. Bases 1 to 1788 code for a protein of 595 amino acids.
AUGGCUCUUCCUCCGGGACCAGGUGCUAGGAUCGUAGAUGGUCCUCCCGGAUCCAACCCGGGCGGUGUACCUCCUCCAGGAGCUGUCCUCAUCCCAUCGGGCGGACCCGGUGGACCUUCAGUCGCGGGUCAUCACCCUCAUCAAGUACAAUCUGCUCAUCAUCAGAUUCACGACAAUGGCGCGCACGACAAGAUGGCCUCGUUAUUGAACGAAGUUCGAUCGGAGUACGAGGCGAUGCAGACGGAUUGCAUGGUCUUGAAGGGCCAGAGGGACGAAUAUGAGAACAAGAUCAAUCAGCAGAUUCAGGAGAUUGCGCUCAUUAGGCAGGGUCUCUAUGAACUCGAGGCUCAGCACGCGAAAAUUAGGGGCGAGUACGAUGCGGAGAUCAAUCGAUUACGAAGAGAAUUAGAUCACGUUCGUGCGGGUCCCGCUGGGAAUGGCGCCCCUCCUCCCGUCCCCGCCAGUGCGACCAGCGCGAGUGGAGUCGGAACCUUGCCCAGUUUUCUGCCUGCGCCUCCUGGAGGGCCUUUGCCGCCCAACCCUGCCGAUAGGGAACGGGAACUCGAGCGAGAGCGACAGCGGGAGCGCGACAGGGAGAGGGAGCGUGAGCAUCGUCUACCUCCCCCUACCGCAAGCGGUGCUGCCGCUACUUCCGUCGGUCGACCGACUCCUACACCUGCCCCCAAGUCUCCUCCUCUCAUGUUAUCCGAGUUGGACCCGGACACGCUUCCUAGGGAUUUCAAAAAGGAAGGUCAAGGAUGGUCGGUGGUUUGGAACCCCAAGACAAAGAAGCAGUUGGAAAUCGCCCCGAUCCAUACUUUGGUACACGAAAGUGUCGUUUGUUGCGUCAAAUUUUCGAAUGACGGGCUUUUACUCGCGACAGGAUGCAACCGGACUGCGCAGAUCUUCGAUACCAAGACCGGAGCAAAGACGCACAUCCUGUCGGACGAAACCGCAUCCCAGGCCGGAGACUUGUACAUUCGAAGCAUCACCUUUAGUCCCGACUGCAAAUACUUGGCCACCGGGGCUGAAGAUCGUCAAAUCAGAAUAUGGGACAUCAAGACGAAGCGUAUUCGUCACCUGCUGCAGGGUCAUCAACAAGAAAUCUACUCGCUCGAAUUUUCUCGGGACGGCGGGUUCAUUGUUUCUGGUUCGGGUGAUAAGAGCGCCCGGAUAUGGGACAUGGCCACGGGCAGCUGCGUGUUUGAUUUGAGGAUCGACGAUGUGGUACAGGGUGAAGUCGGUCCGAUUGAUGCUGGAAUCACUUCGGUCGCUCUCUCACCGGAUUCCAGGCUCGUCGCUGCUGGAAGUCUGGAUACCGUGGUGCGAGUUUGGAGUACCGUCACCGGACAACAGAUCGAGCGUCUCCGGGGUCAUAAAGAUUCCGUGUACAGUGUCGCUUUCUCGCCUGACGGGAACAGUCUCGUGUCUGGGUCGUUAGAUCGAACUCUUCGUGUCUGGGACCUUUCGGGAACGAAACGGGCCGUUUCGCAAAACUUGAAGGGUGGCCAGAUCGUCAAUAGCUCGGGUACAUGCGCGCAUACCUUGAACGGUCACAAAGACUACGUUCUGUCGGUCGGCGUGACCCCUGAUGGUCAAUGGGUCGUCUCGGGUUCAAAGGACCGCAGCAUUCAGUUCUGGAAUGUGGCUAGCGAACAAGCUCAUCUCAUGUUGCAAGGUCACAAGAAUUCAGUCAUCUCGAUCGAUUUGGCCAAGAGUGGCAACAUGUUAGCAAGUGGAUCUGGAGAUUGUCACGCUCGGAUCUGGAGCUACAAUACUCCGGCCUAA